UGUGGGCACUUGAUCGCGCAAUUCUCAACACUGGUCUCCUAUUAACCUCAAAGGAAAACCAACGGAUUCGACGCAAAUUUCAACGGAAAACAAGCGGAUUUUCAGGUGAAAUAAGGCAUAGCUUCUUGUUGCGACUUUUCCGGAGGACGGGCGGCGCGAAUGGGACGCCAUGCCAGCGAAGCGGAUGACGGCCACCACAGCAGCAACACUUUCGUCCAUCAGUGGAGCCAGUGGGUCCUCCACGAAUAAUAAUAGUUCGACUGGAGGCGGGACCCGCCCUCUGGAAACACUCAAUGGGAUGUCCAGGUUGACCCCCGCCCGCGACCUGACACUUGGUGGGCGUGGCGCUGGAGCAGCCAGCAAAAAGGUCUUUGCUCCCAAUUUGAAUGCAGUGCGGAACAAAAAUGCCAAUGUCAAGACCUCCAAGGACACCACCCAACCUAGGGGAGGCCGCAGGGGUGGGCGUGGCAAUGGGACGGGAGCAACACGUGGUCGCGGUGGAAAUUCCGCUGGUGGGGGCAAUUCCACCCUCAUCCAAACGCAAGGACUCUUCUCCGAGGGAGCUGGCGAUGUCCAUAUGCGGAGGUCCACUGGAAAUGGAACGGCAUAUGCUAGGGCCGGCGAGGAGGUAGCCGUGGCAAGGAAACGGAUAGAUCGCAAGGACGACAAGGGCCAGGGCGAGAGGAUCAAGGAACUCCUGGGCGAGUCGGAGGCCAGCGAUGCGGAGCUCAGUGAAGAGGAGGCUAAUAAGACUGAGAUGGCCCUUAAGCCAAUCCUUCUGAAGGAAGGACUUUGGGCGACCCAGAAGACACCGAUUGUGAAGGCGGAGGAUACUAGUUCAACCUCAACACAGAAGGACACCUUGGCAGUGGCUCAGCAUCUGCAGCAGCUGCAUGUGGCCGUCCAAGCUGCAACUUUGGAGGAACUACCACUUCAAUACGGUCGCUAUCCGCGCAGCAUUGGCAAUUUUCUGGACUCCAGCCAAUCGCAGAUAUUUCUGAUGCAACUGCCUGAUGUGCUGCCAUGUGUGAGCGAUGAUUCGGAGGAUCCAGAGCCUUCCAAGCCAGAUUCCCUAGCAACCAGUGAAUCGGAACCCUCAAGUCCUGCAGCGAAAUCCGCCAGCGGAGCCAAGGGGAGUGUACUACGACAGCUGGAAGAAGGACAAAUCGGAAAGAUCCUGCGGUACAAAUCCGGUCGCGUUAAACUGCAGUUAGGAGACACCCGCUUUGAUUUGGAUAUGGGCCUUGAUCCAGGUUUCCUGCAGGAGCUAAUGUCUGUUACAGCAAACCGCGAGCAACGCAGCGGAAACAUGAUAAAUUUGGGACCGAUACAGGCAAAACUCAAAGCCACUCCGGAUUGGGUGCACCUCUUUGAGCAGCAGGAGGCGGCAGCUAAACGAACGAACCAGGCACCGAACACGUAGCACAACCUGCAUUUACUUCCCACUAGGUAGAUAUGUAAUAUUGUAAAUAGGCUGCGCCUAAGUCUAAGUUAUUCCUACUCUAAAUGCCGUAUAUAAACGUAAAAUAUAGAAAUUUGUAAUACGA
This is a messenger RNA of Drosophila rhopaloa, 1547 nucleotides long. It is a transcript of the gene RpIIIC53, whose product is annotated as DNA-directed RNA polymerase III subunit RPC4. Lineage: Eukaryota; Metazoa; Arthropoda; Insecta; Diptera; Drosophilidae. Bases 170 to 1423 code for a protein of 417 amino acids. The transcript is spliced from 4 exons. Gene Ontology annotation, biological process: transcription by RNA polymerase III. Gene Ontology annotation, cellular component: RNA polymerase III complex. Gene Ontology annotation, molecular function: DNA binding. The record is from RefSeq and is a predicted model, not a curated record.